Messenger RNA from Scatophagus argus, 3307 nucleotides. Its product is annotated as speckle type BTB/POZ protein. The coding region runs from base 600 to 1724 and encodes 374 amino acids. The transcript has 12 exons. Gene Ontology annotation, molecular function: ubiquitin protein ligase binding. Gene Ontology annotation, cellular component: cytoplasm; nucleus. NCBI's taxonomy places the organism in Eukaryota, Metazoa, Chordata, Actinopteri, Scatophagidae. The record is from RefSeq and is a predicted model, not a curated record. Gene Ontology annotation, biological process: regulation of proteolysis; proteasome-mediated ubiquitin-dependent protein catabolic process.
CAAAACAAUCCCAGCAUGGCCAGCCGCUUAUUGGGCGUCUGUAUACGUCACAGUGUAACCCGGAAGUGCAGUGACAGCUCCUCUUAAAAAUCCUUCAUCACUUUCGUGGAACAGCGAAACAAAGCUUGCCAAGAAGCUCAGGCUUUGGACAGACAUGCAGUACUGACACACCUACAGACUGAGAGACCUGACGGACAGAGUCCAGCUGGCGAGUCAUGGCAGCAGCAAGUGGAACAGAUGUGCUAGGGACUUUGAUCUAGACAGUCUCUACAAAGGAUGACCCAGGACAACUGCUGAGGAUGACCCUGUAUGGCGGCUCCCUGCCUCAGCGGUUACUGCUGAAUGGCCUCAACAGCAAGCUUCUGCAGUGAGAGAGAGAUGAGAUGUGACAUCUGAGUGCCGAUAGUUAUUUUUGGAGCCUGGACGUCCUGUUGUGCUGGAUGCAACUCUGCAGCCCUCCGUACAGCAGGUGUUAGUUAAGAGGCGGCCAGCUUGACUGAUUAUUGGCCUUUCCUUCCCCUACACGCCGUGUAACACCUCACUCGACACCUGGCUGGUGCUUCAGCUCAACUCAGGUCAUCUCUGCAUCAAGGUUGGCGAUGUCCAGAGUCUCAAGCCCUCCACCGCCGGCUGAAAUGUCUAGCGGUCCUGUGGCUGAGAGCUGGUGUUAUACUCAGAUCAAAGUGGUGAAGUUCUCCUACAUGUGGACCAUCAACAACUUCAGCUUCUGUCGCGAGGAGAUGGGAGAGGUCAUCAAAAGCUCCACUUUCUCCUCAGGAGCCAACGACAAACUCAAAUGGUGUUUGCGUGUGAACCCUAAAGGCCUGGACGAGGAGAGUAAAGACUAUCUGUCGCUUUACUUGCUCUUAGUCAGCUGCCCAAAAAGUGAGGUGCGUGCCAAGUUUAAGUUUUCUAUCCUCAAUGCCAAGGGAGAAGAGACCAAAGCCAUGGAGAGCCAGAGAGCGUACCGUUUUGUCCAGGGGAAAGACUGGGGGUUCAAAAAGUUCAUAAGGAGGGACUUCCUGCUGGACGAGGCCAAUGGUCUGCUGCCUGAUGACAAACUGACCCUUUUCUGUGAGGUAAGUGUGGUGCAGGACUCUGUUAACAUCUCAGGCCAGAACACCAUGAACAUGGUGAAGGUUCCUGACUGCAGGCUGGCUGAGGAGCUUGGAGAUCUGUGGGAAAACUCUCGAUUCACCGACUGCUCCUUGUGUGUCGCCGGGCAGAAAUUCCAGGCCCACAAAGCCAUCCUGGCAGCUCGCUCGCCGGUGUUCAGUGCCAUGUUCGAGCACGAGAUGGAAGAGAGUAAGAAGAACCGUGUGGAGAUAAAUGACGUGGAGCCAGAUGUCUUCAAAGAGAUGAUGUGCUUCAUCUACACAGGCAAGGCCCCCAACCUGGACAAGAUGGCUGAUGACCUGCUGGCUGCAGCUGACAAGUAUGCUCUGGAGAGGCUGAAGGUGAUGUGCGAGGACGCUCUGUGCACGAGUCUGAGUGUGGAGAACGCCGCCGAGAUCCUCAUCCUCGCCGACCUGCACAGCGCCGACCAGCUCAGGACGCAGGCUGUGGACUUCAUCAACUAUCACGCAGCCGAUGUGAUGGAGACAUCGGCCUGGAAGUCCAUGGUGAUCUCCCACCCGCACCUGGUGGCGGAGGCCUAUCACUCCCUGGCCUCGGCUCAGUGCCCCUUCCUGGGUCCCACGAGAAAACGGCUCAAACAGUCCUAGUGGCGCGAAGAGUCUCUGCUGUCCUCACCCUGCUGUUUUCUGCUCUACCGGCAACCUCACUGCUCCUCCCUCCCAAUCCUCCUCUCUCUCUCUCCUGCAGCAUCCAGAGACGCCCAGGACUGAAACCCAGGCUAGAUAUGGCUAAGAGGAGCUGCUCAGCUGGGCAAACCAGAGAAUUACAGGACUGGUACCACAGAGGAGUGAUUACACGUCUCUGUAGGUGGGGUUGUGGUGAUUUCCAUAAGGUCUACACCAGGAUAUUCAUGGAUUGCAAGCUCAAGGCCUUGCAUGUUCCAUAUAUCCUUUGUCUGCGAAGUUGGAAUGCUAGAACCAUAACCAGUCAGUCACGUAAAGAAGUGAUCUUCUGGAUCAAAAGGAAAAGUCAUUGCUGACUCCCUGUAAAUAAAAUUUGGAUGCGUUUUGUCUUGUACUGUGUUCGAGCCCAAACUGUGCUUACAAAAAUACAAGCGAAGAGGAUCAACCAACGAGAAAGAAAAAGACUAUUGUUCCCAUCGUUGAUGUGUUGAUGUUUUAAACAGUGUUUGUACUUUUUAUUUUAUUUUAUUUUUUUUCCUAGAGCACAAACAAAUCUCAGUUUGAAUAUGAACACGUUUUAAUGUUCACUAUUUAGUCUGUGCCUUAAACCGGGCAAACGCUGUGCCGAAGUUUUGCUUAUUGGUUGUAUUUUGGUGAGCCGCUUGAGGAGGGUCACGAUUCUGCAUUAAUUACCCAAAUAAUAAGAUGAUUGGUUGGAUUUCUGACGUGUUCGUGUGUGGCUGAGUCUGUCGGUAUGUAACAUACCACUAUACUACACUGUGAUUCAGACAGACAGAGCGAAUUAAAGGUGUUUUCAUCACUGUAUUUUUAUGUGCAUUUUAAAAUAUUGUAUUAGAAAAGCUGGAAAAGGAAAACAAACAAACAAAAAAAAAACUAAUGGGAAUGGAACCACCUUUUGCGAGUAAGUUCUGUCGGCAUCUUCCCGGAUAUUCCCACGAGAUUCCCGUUCGCUGAAUAAUUCCCACGUUCCCUUGUAGGUGGGAGCUCGCUUUGUUCCUUCUUCUUCUUUGAGAUUAAUUGCUGAUGUGCAAGAAGAGUGUUUUUGUUUCUGGUUCCCAACCUUUGCAUUACAUUUCCUCUACUCUCUUCACUACAGUCGCGUGUGAUGUGUCCUAAACCAGCAGCUUCUGAUGGAACAGCUUUCUGUGUGGCCUUCUUCACGUGUUCCAUGUUUUUCUUCGUUUCUUCUUACUUUCUGUUGAUAAUAAAAUUGCACAGUAUUAAUAGCGUCCGUCUCUCUUUUCGUCAAUGAAUGAAUUGUCACUGGACAAAAUCAGGCUCCAUUCUUAUAUUCACAGUUGGUUUUCAGUCAGCCUGCUCAGUUGAAACAUGAAAGUCGAAGGUCCUGGACGUGUGGAAAAGCAGCUUAGAAGAUUACUUAAACUGCACAGUGUCUGCCUGGCUUUAAAUAAAAAUGAUCAUAAUGAAAAAAAUCUUUUUACUCACCUGUUACCACAGUUCAUUUCCUGUGACUGGAACAAUAUUUUGGGUUCUGAACCUGUAAAAUAAAGGCGUUUUGAAUUUUA